Messenger RNA from Eublepharis macularius, 7052 nucleotides. RefSeq names its product solute carrier family 22 member 23 (gene SLC22A23). NCBI's taxonomy places the organism in Eukaryota, Metazoa, Chordata, Lepidosauria, Squamata, Eublepharidae. Gene Ontology annotation, molecular function: transmembrane transporter activity. The record is from RefSeq and is a predicted model, not a curated record. Gene Ontology annotation, biological process: transmembrane transport. Bases 201 to 2303 code for a protein of 700 amino acids. The transcript is spliced from 11 exons. Gene Ontology annotation, cellular component: membrane.
GCAGAGAUCGCGCUAGGUCGACGCGCACACCUAGGUGUGUGUCGGCGGAGUUUCCCGCAGGGCAGCCCGUCUCCUCCUCCCAACCGGCUCGGAAAGCCUCGGCUGGCGCGGCGCCGAGAGCUGCUGUCGGAACGCGCCGCGCGCCACCCCCGGCCCUCUUUAUGUGAGUCUCCCCGGCUGCCUCCUCCUCCUCCUGUCGGAUGGCGAUAGACCGGCGCCAAGAGGAGGGUGGCGAAGGCCGGCAAGUGCCCGAAGAGAACGGCUCCUUGCCUCCCGGGGAGGCGGUCCCUGCCGCUGCAGCGACAGCCGCACCCCCUGCAGGGGGUCUGGCGGCGGAGAUCCAGAGCCUGCCGCCGCCUCCCUCUCCGCCGCCGCCGCCUCUCGCCGGCUCCUGCAGCCCCCUGCUCCUGGAUUACGAUGGCUCAGUGCUGCCUCUCCUGGGGGGGCUGGGCGGUGGGCAGCAGAAAACCCUCGUCCUGCUCACCUGGAUCCCGGCGCUGUUCAUCGGCUUCAGUCAGUUCUCGGACAGCUUCCUCUUGGACCAGCCGAGCUAUUGGUGCAAGGGCACGGAUGGGCGAGGGAACUGGACGGGGCACCCGCAUCUGCCCGCCGGCGGGCUCGCCACCAGCCACGGCUACAACCACAGCUAUAGCAGAGGGAUGCUGGCAGCCCCGGAGCUGCCCACGCCGGCGGGAAAGAACAUCAGUCAAUGCCAGUGCAGCGAACGGCAUUAUGCGAUCACGGCCGGCCUGGAACAGAAUGUAGUGAGCAAGUGGGACCUUGUUUGUGCUUCUGCCUGGAAAGUCCACAUUGCAAAAUUCUCCCUGCUUGUAGGAUUAAUCUUUGGCUAUCUAAUCACAGGAUGUAUAGCUGACUGGGUUGGUCGACGGCCAGUGCUUCUCUUCUCUGUCCUGUUCAUUUUAAUAUUUGGGUUGUCUGUGGCCCUCUCUGUGAAUGUGACAAUGUUCAGCACACUCAGGUUUUUUGAAGGGUUUUGCCUGGCUGGAAUAAUCCUUUCAUUGUAUGCACUGCGGAUAGAGCUGUGCCCUCCUGGUCACCGUUUCAUGAUUACCAUGGUGGCAAGCUUUGUUGCAAUGGCAGGGCAGUUCCUCAUGCCAGGCUUGGCUGCCCUCUGCAGGGACUGGCAAAUUCUCCAAGCAGUCAUCAUCUGCCCUUUCCUACUGAUGUUACUUUACUGGUUUAUUUUCCCAGAAUCCCUUCGGUGGCUGAUGGCCACACAGCAGUUUGAAGCAGCAAAGAAGCUCAUCCUUCACUUAACUCACAAGAACAGAACAAACACAGAAUGUGAUAUCAAAGGAGUAAUGCCUGGCCUCAGGUCGUUCCCUAAAGCUCUGCCAGGAAGUGAGGAAAAGAGCAACCCAUCGCGGAGCUCUAAUGGGCUUGCGGUCAGGGAGUUCCAGAUGGGGGAUGUGGGAAGCAGCCAGACUGGAGAACUAGAGAAAGAGCUUGCCAGGAGGCCAAAGAAAGUCUGCAUCAUUAAAGUGGUUGAAACCAGAAAACUCUGGAAAAACAUUGUUGUGCUGUGCAUAAACUCGCUGACCGGGUAUGGGAUACACCACUGCUUUGCAAAGAGCAUGAUGGGUCACGAAGUUCAGCAGUCGCUCACUGACAACUUCUAUGCGGACUACUAUACCAUGGCGGGCAUCACACUGGCAUCCUGCCUGGCCAUGUGCCCAGUUGUUGGAUUCCUUGGGCGAAGAGGAGGACUGUUGCUUUUCAUGAUCCUCACAGCUUUGGCUUCGCUUCUCCAACUAGGCCUCCUCAACUUGAUCGGAAAAUACAGUCAACUUCCAGACUCAGGUAUGAGUGACAGCGUCAAGGACAAAUUCUCCACUGCGUUUUCCAUUGUGGGCAUGUUUUCCUCACAUGCAGUUGGAAGUCUCAGUGUUUUCUUCUGUGCAGAAAUCACACCAACAGUAAUAAGGGGUGGUGGGCUUGGCCUGGUCCAAGCCAGCGCAGGCUUUGGUAUGCUGACAGCACCCAUCAUGGAGCUCCAUAAUCAGAAAGGCUAUUUCCUCCAUCACGUGAUCUUUGCCUGCUGUACGCUCAUCUGCAUCAUCUGUAUCCUCCUCUUGCCUGAGAGCAAAAACCAGAACCUGCCAGAGAACAUUCCAGAUGGUGAACAUUACACCCGGCAGCCCCUCCUGCCACACAAGAAGGGGGAACAACCAUUGCUGCUGACAAACUCUGAGCUCAAACACUACUCUGGCCUCCAUGAUUCGGCAGCUGUGAGCGACGGGGUGACCGAGAACGUCACCGCCAAUGGGAUGAAGGCUAUGUAGUCGGCCUCCGAAAUGCAUAUUUUCGGCUUGGGAAGUGCUUUCCACACAAGGUUUACAGACCAGUGAAAGAAGGGAUGGAUACACAGGGGAACUGGACUCUGCUGCUAACGCCACUUGUAGGAAUUUUUGAUUUGGGGUGCAAAUUGCUUUGGAAACGGUUAUGGGGAAAAUGCAUUUUCAAAGCAAACGGGCUGGAAAUAACCACCCAUCAAAACUUUUAUUUUCUUCCUGCCAUGAAUUGUUUCUAUUUAUUUUUAUGAUUUUUUUUCCAAGAAGCACUUUAUACCCUUUUCCUCUUGUUGACCACAAACAUAAAGCCAUGUUGUUCUUAAGAAGUGCAGCCAUUCCAAGAAAGAAAUCAUGGGUUUUUUAAUUAUUGUCUGUGUUUUGUUUGAGGAAUUAAGUCUCUGUUGCUGUGACAAUGAAUUUAUUGAAUUUAUUUGACUUUAAAGGUUUGAUGCAUUUUCUUUGUCUUUCCAGAUGAUCUGAUUUCCCACCUAUCCACCCCUACCUAGGUAAACCUACUGUAUAAGUGUGCAUACAGAGAUCUGCCUUGAAAUUUCAACUGUACUGUAGGCAGCAAAAGUAAGAGUUUGGCUAGUAAACCUCCCCAGUGUUUUUAAAAUUAUAGCUGGAGGAGUCCUGGUGGUGCAGUUCAAAGUCAAAAACAAACCACUACACAAGCAAGCUAGGUUUUUCCAACUUGGUUCAGAUGUGUGGAUUUAAAUGAGGAAGGUGUCUCUGUGUCAAGAGUUCUUGCAAGUGUUGAUUAAUAAUUUUAAAUAUAAGCAAUUUCAAAUGCAUUGCUCAGCGGUAAACUCAAAGCUUUACCAAGAGUAGUUUUAACCUAAACAGAGGUUUAGAAACUGGUAACAGUAAGAAAAUAUUUCCAAGUUGGGAGGGGGGCAUAUCGUCUCAAGGGAUUUGAGAUAUGAAAACAUUUGUUCCAAAAACAGCUAAGCUGGAAUUCUGACUACCCCACCAUUGGUGCACAUUUGCUGUGUGCCCUCACUACCCCAAAGACUGUUUGAUUCUAAUGGAUGGAAUAUUAAAGUGAAGCCAAUGGAAAUGGAAGUGCUGAAAUAAGCAAAUGCUUAAGAUUUGGGGAAGGAGGGAGAGAAGGAAUAUACAAACAAAGGGGUCUUCUGGUUUUUCUGUAGAGGAGAGUGGCCUCCCACUGAGAGUGGCAAGCAAUUGUCAGACCAUUGUUCAAGGGUAAGUUUGCACGUAUUCAACUGGUUGCCCUCUCCAAUUUGAAAUGGCCACUGUAAGUGCACCAAAACAAAGCCCCAAGUGCUCUUGUAGUAUUUCCUCUAUUCCCUCAAUACAUAAAUUGGUCCCAUAGUAUCUAAUGCUGUCAAUAGAAGCUGACACCCUCAUCCUUAAAGAUGCUUGGAAGUUCCACUGAAAUGCAUGAGACCUUGCUUCUGUACUUCGAGUUGGGGUAUCAAUGAAGCCAAAACAAAUUAUUCCCCUCCCCCCUUCCUGUUUCUUUCCUAAAAGGUCAGCAAUAAUCUGUGCUGGCUGUAUAAACCAUAGUUCUGACACAAGCGCUGGCUAUUUUCCACCCUUGGUUCUUAAUGCAAGCACCAGCUUAACGCAAGGACCUUCUAAACUAGCUGCUGUUUUGCAUCUAGUUAACUGCUCCACUUCCCACCCCCUCCACUCAGACCAUGCAUUUGUGAUUGCCCAGUGGUACAGCCAUUUAAAUGGAACACAACAGCCAGGUGUGUGGUGACGUGUACGACCAUCCAUUUAGCUGUCACUUUGUUUGGUGUACAUCAUGGGCAAAGGAAGGGGUUCAUUUUUGUGCUUUCCCCUCUGCCAUAUCCCUUCUUUGCUCUCUAUAUAUCGUCUGUCGACUGAGUUAUCUGUAUUCCCACUUGCUUCCUCAGUCAGGCUGCUUUUUGCAUUCCAAUGACUGGCACAAAGCCAACAGUGUUGCUUGGCAUCUAGCAAAUAGAGCAGCCAUCGACACUGGCUAAUUGAGCAAAACAGGGCCUGCACAAGAGGACAAGCAUUUAUGUACUUGAGGAGAAUGAUAAUGUUGUAAAGCUGCUAAUUUUCAUACCGAGGAUGAGACGUUUUAGGGGAAUGUUUCUCAAAUCUUAUUAAGAAAAAACCAACACUGGAUUGUUCAUUGGUCAAUUGAUUUGUUUUUCUCCUGAAGUGCUGCCGCUGCGUUCACCUCAGUGGGACCCGCUGAAUCAGUAUGAGCCUGGUCCUUUUUACACCCUCUAGUUAACUGUUGGGCUUUAAACAACAGCAAAAUAGCUGCUUCUCCUCCAUCUUUCCAAAUAAUUAUUUUACAUUUGCAUUGAAAACAAGGCCUUUUGAAAUUGUGCAGUAUUCACGUGCCAAAUUGGUGUAAUGCCUAUUGCCUUUUUAUAUAAUGCUUGUUACAGCUACAUAUCAGGAACAGCAGAUUUCUAGUGAAAUCUAUGAAGUAUAUAUUUUAUGCAUUUUUAAAUGGAGUGGGGCCUUUGGAAACAUUAGAGAGAGAGAGAAGAGAAUUGGUUAUUGGUCAUGCACAGGCUCCAAGGUAACACACAGCACUUUUUGCAAUCUGUGUUGUAUGGAAGAGCUUUUAAAUGCCCCCGUUUCUGUGCAUAUAUUCUUAAAAUAGAAUUUAAAUCCUAUUGACCACUCGCCAGUCUGUGGAAUUGAUUGCUACUGUUAAGUCCUCAUUGUGUUUGCAUCUGCCACCUGCUGUGCUUUAUAGUUCCCUAUACCGGUAUAAUGCUCCUUAAUUUUACAGACAGCAAAGGAGAGAGAAUUUCAACAUAUGGAAGUUGAUGGGAGCACUCCCCUCCCCCUUUUUAUCAGAAAUGUGACAUUUGGACUUAAAUACUAUGUACUUUCCCCCCCAACAUCUUAUAUUCUGCAGGAUUCAAAUGCACAAAGUUGUUUCCCAUUCCAGUAUUGUUUUUGCUGGUGAGACUGAAACACUAAAUUCAUGAAGCUGCCUUAUGUCGAGUCAGACCAUUUGUCUGUCAGUGUCAGUAUUGUCUACUUUGACUGGCAGCAGCUCUUCAGGGUUUUAGGUUGAAGGCUUUCACAUUGCCUUUUAACUGGAGAUACUAGGGACUGAAGCUGUGGCCUUCUGCAUGCAAAGCAAACGCUCUACCACUGAGUCACGGCCCCUUCACUAUAUCACCGCUUGUCUAGUAGUUCGCCCUAUAUACCUGAUUCAGGACAGUUUUAGAAAAGAGGCCAAACAAGUACUAAAUGAACCACCUCAGCAAGAGAGCACUGCCGAAUGUGCUGUAGUGUGGGCCUGCAUAACUUGUAUAUCACCAUUACUAGACUGUAGCCUGUCAGUCACUUGGCAGCCCCUCCUGUCUGUGCAAUCCCCAAACGUUUUUUGUUUCCUGCAGGCUGCGUUUGGCAUAGUGAGUCCCAAAUUCCACAGACCUGGUACAGCAUCCAUACAAUAUUGUCCACUUCACUGUAUGAAUGAGGAGGGUUUCUCAGUGAUUUUGUCAAAUUCUGAGCCCUUCAAUCAUGUGUGUGUCAUGCUAAUUAAGAUCUGUAGAUCAGUAGUCUUUUAUGUACUUUGGGUAUGUCAGAUACUUGCAGCAACUUAUCAACUGUUUUUUUAAAAAAAAAUCUCUGGAUAGUCUGCAGCCAUUGCUAACUCCUAGUAGACCAAUGGUCUGCGGCCUGAAAGAGGCAAGUUCAGUGUGCUGGAUAUCAGGGAAACACUCAGGACUUGUUUGUAUUACAUUUUGCAGGAUUUCUUCUAAGUGUACCAGCAGAAGUGCACAAUAGACCCACUAGGGAGCAAAGAGAAACUAUAUUUAUCAGAAUAUUGAAGAGACAUGGUUGGCCAUGGUGUACAGAGCCAUUGAAUGGAGAAAUAGAAAGCCACACUGAAUACCUGGGGAGAAGACAAACACAAUCCCCCACCACCCCACAUAAGUUUUAAAAAUGUAAUAUGAAAUUCCCUUUCUAGUCAGAAGUAAAUUUCCUGCUACAUUUCAAGAAGACAGACACAGAGUCUCUGUUUUCCUGGAAGGAGAAAUUGCAUCUAUUUUGAAAAAUUCCCCUAAGGAGUUAUUUCAGACCUUUGGGGGAUUUGUAUAAUACUGCUGCUAGAAAAGGGGGAUUGUGUCUUUUUUAUCACACUUUUUUUUCCUUAGACUUCUGUGAUGUGCACGUCCAUCCUGCUUUGGUGUCUGAUAUGCAGGCUUUUGUUGUUCAUUAAAAACCUGCAAAACCUUUUUGCCCAGAGAUCACAGUGGGACCAAAGAAAUGAGUGUGUACACCACAGCCAUAGUUUUCAGUUGACUUCCCUAUGUGAAAUACUGGUGAGGGAACUGUGUGCAUGCCAAAGCCAUGAGUUUGGUUUUGCCAGACUGGCUUGUGACAUGCAACCACAUGCCAUCCUAAAUAUGUACACAUGGCAGAAUUCAAAAGCUAAGUUUAUGACAAUGCAAUAACUAGGAUGGCUUGACAUAGUCUGACUGAAGACUAUGGUAGCUACAGGAUGAGAAAAAGUAGAAUCAACAUGGGCCUUUGCUCAUUGCCAGGUGAACGCUCAAGUCAUGAGGCAUAUAACAUUUGGCAGACUUCAUGUAGAUCUAUGCCAAGAGCUAAGACAGCCAAUAAUUCCAGUCAGGAACCGUAAGAUAAUUCCCAGGCCUGAAGAAAUUAUCAGGUAUAAACUCCAUUAAAUAUAACAAGAGGACAAGUCCAUCCUAACAGCAGAUGCACAAUUCAUUCACGUUUUUUGUUUUCUGUUAGCCA